Fasciola hepatica (liver fluke) is the source of this 933-nucleotide messenger RNA. The record is from the annotation of a GenBank genome assembly. NCBI's taxonomy places the organism in Eukaryota, Metazoa, Platyhelminthes, Trematoda, Plagiorchiida, Fasciolidae.
AUGUUCGGUAAGUUCCUGAUCAGUGUUCGUAACUUGCAGAUGCAUUCGACGAUGCUAUGCGUUGUCAAAGACUUCUCGAAGAAUUGUCGGAACUACCAUCUUCCGACGCUACAGCUGCGAUGGAUUUCUGUGCUAAAAGGAAAAGAUAUGUCCACCGCAACAUCUCCGAAACGGAGUCAACCGGAGAUAACUGCUAAUGUCAGCUGUCUUUGGGGUCCAGUAGUCACCACAUCCCAAGUCACCACUCACUCUAUUAUACCAGCAACAUCAACCCCCAUUCGAGACACUGGGAGGCACUUAGUACAGAAAACGGAAACAAUAACAAAGGUGAAAAACACAACAGAUAGAGUUUCGGAACACGUUACUUAUGGAAAAACUUUGGUUGCUAUGGUUAAUGAUCUAACCAAUCGGGUUGUGGAACUGCAAAAAACAAUGGAGGACGUCAAGUCCAAACUGUGCACGUUGGAACACGUUUCCGGUGCAUCCGUACAGGUCAUGCAUUGCUCUAUUCCUGUGCGAAACGCAUGGGAGUUCAAAAGGUUGAAUGAAAAAUUAGAAGAAGAAACUUUCUACGAACAAAUGCUGAAUUUCCUUAUUGCAACGGGAACGCGCACAGUUGGGGAGUGUGUACGUCAGAUAAUGCGUACACUGAUCGCCGAUUGUUUUUUGCAUAAAUUAAACUGGCGCGGUGUCCACGGUCGUCAGUCAUUUGCCAAUACAAAAGUCUGUAGAAUUACUGUCGACGCAGUAACUAGACACAAUUUUCCCGGAGUUACAACAAUUUUUAUACACGAAAAGAUCCAACGUUGGAUUCAAAGGUGCAGACCGACUGAGGUUUCUAGCACCGAAUCGCCAUUUCAGGACGUGGCUGUCCAAACCGACAGUGUUGAGGUACUGGAAAGUUCACGAAAAUGGACCAUGGAUGGAUGUUGA